ACCUCUGCGAGGAGUCACGUGGGCUGCCGGGGCGGGACCAGACAGGCUGGAUAAGUUACUUCCGGGUCGUUGACAGAAGCUUGAACUCGGUGGGGUAGUUACUGGCGUGGUAGUCUUCCUUGCAUCUUCUUGUCUCAGCUCGAGAAAAUUGUGGUUUCUGCGAUGAGUUCCCAGAAAGGGAACGUGGCUCGUUCCAGGCCUCAGAGGCACCAGAAUACCUUUAGCUUCAAAAAUGACAAGUUUGAUAAGAGUGUUCAGACCAAGAAAAUUAAUGCAAAACUUCAUGAUGGUGUAUGUCAACACUGUAAAGAAGUUCUUGAAUGGCGUGUAAAAUACAGCAAGUACAAACCAUUAUCAAAGCCGAAAAAAUGGUACUGGAAGUACAGCCAGUUAAAAGACUGUCCCCUUCCUCAAGCAAUUGUUAAAUGUUUACAAAAGACAGUGAAGGAUUCUUAUCACAUAAUAUGUAGACCGUGUGCCUCUGAACUUGAAGUUUGUGCCAAAUGUGGAAAGAAAGAAGACAUUGUUAUCCCGUUUAAUAAAGAACCAGAAAAGACAGAAAAUAUUGAAAAUAGUCUACGUUCCAACCACAGAAGAAGGGGCCAAAGAAAUGAAGAGAGAGAUGAUGAUUUAGAUUUUGAUAUUGAUUUAGAUGACAAUGACAAUCAAAUGGAUUAAUAUAAUCAUGUUAAAAGUUUGAAAACAUGAAAUUCUGAACAACUUCAAGGUUUUAAAAAAAACAUAUUGUGGAAUCCAGUAAGGAAAUUGGAAGAACCUAUAGAAAAUAGGCAAAAUUUAUAAAUGAACAGUAUGAAUUGUGUAUGAUACUUGAAUAAUGAUAAAACAUUAAUCCGGAGUUUUCUUAUAAUACAUUUUAUUUAUUUUUUAUUUCUUUUUACUUGUACAAUAAUCAUCACAACAAAACUUUAUAACAUUUCCAUCCUAAACCCUCAGUGCAUCCCUCCACCCACUUUUUUUUUUUUUUUUUUUUUUGUCUUUUUGCCAUUUCUUGUGCCGCUACUGCGGCAUAUGGAGUUCCCAGUCUAGGGGUCGAAUCGGAGCUGUAGUCGCCGGCCUACACCAGAGCCACAGCAAUGUGGGAUCUGAGCCACGUCUGCGACCUACACCACAGCUCACGGCAAUGCCGGAUCCUUAACCCAAUGAGCAAGGCCAGGGAUUCAACCCGCAACCUCACUAGUCGGAUUCGUUAACCACCGAGCCAGGACGGGAACUCCAUCCACCCCACUUCUUAUAGUACAUUUUAAAGUAGCAUGUGUGAAUAUAUCUGCCACAGUGAGUAUGAAUUUCAUUGGAAUUUUUUAGAAGAAUAUAUUAUCUAAUAUCAAACUAAGCAAGAUUCAGAAUUAAUGGUUGUAUGAGACUAUUUCAUGGGGGAAUUCCCCUCAUGGCUCAGUGGUUAACGAACCUGACUAGUAUCCAUGAGGAAGAUCCAGCGUUGCUGUGAGCGGUGGUGUAGGUUGCAGAUGUGGCUUGGAUCUGGUGUUGCUGUAGCUGUGGUGUAGGCCAGCAGCUGUAGCUCCGAUUUGACUCCUAGCCUGGGAACCUCCUUAUGCCGCGGGUGCAGCCCUAAUAAGACAAAAGACGAAAAAAAAAGAAGUAUCUCAUGGAAAAAUCAGAUAACAUUAUGUCAUUGGCCUCAAAAAUUGGUCCUCAAGAGGUACCUUUUGAUAGAUUUACCUCGGGUAAAUGUCCCACAUAACAAAAGCCCCCUUGUUUACACUUGCUUGUUUUAAAGCAAAAAGUUUAUUUUUUCCUAUAAUAAUGUUUAGCAAGUAUAUAGUAAUUUUUCUUUGAAAGUUUUUAUAUAUCUUAUUGCAUCAUUUUUACCAUUUUUCUUUUGUGAAAUACACAUGAAGAAAAAAUGCUUAAAAUCUCUAUAGUUUAAUAACAUCCAGCUGAAUAAAUUACUCUUAUACAAUAUAAAUUAGCUUUGUCUGAUUUUUUUUUUCCUAUUUUUUUUAUUUUGAAAAAUCUCAGACCUAAAGUAGCAAUGUGGUACAGUGAAGCUUUGUAUAUUCUUCACUUAGAUUCAUAGUUGUUAACAUUUUGCCACAUUUUCUUCAUAUUUGAGUAUAUAUGGAUAUAUACAUAUAUAUUUGUUUUGUUUUACUGGACCAUUUUCAGAUAAGUGGCAGGCAUUGGUUUUGAGCUUUAUGUGAACAGACUUAUGCUAUGCAUGUUAAUUUGUAUCUCAUUUCAUUAUUAUGAGAUUUGUGAGCUUAACCUAUGUUGUUACAGUAACUCUAAUUUGUUAACUUUACAUUUCUUUGUUAUAUUCUAUUCUCACACCACAAUUUAUUUUUAUUAUUGAGGGACAUUUGAGUUAUUUCCAAGUUUUCCUGUUACAAACAAUAUUGUGUAUUUCUUGGUAUGGAUAUCUUGUUUCUGGCUACAUUAGGUGUAUCUACAGUGGUAGAGGACAUCAGGUAGAUGCAUCUUCAUUAUUAAUAUAUAAUGCCAAGCUGUCUUUCCAGAAGGAUUUGUCUUCCUUCCCUGUAAUGAUGUAUUACAGUUCCUGCGCUCUGCACCCUUUCCAACACUUAGUAUCAGACUUUAAAAUUUCUGUGAAUUUGGUAUGUGUGCAAUUUGUCUUUGUCUUAUUCAUUUGUAUUUUUUUAAAUUACUAAUAAGCUUGAGCCCUUUUUAAUAUUUACUGACUAUUGGGUUUGGGGUAAGAGAUGAUAUUAUGGAAUCAUUUUGGUAAAACAUAAUAAUGUUAUUAAAGAAAUGCAUAUUGAACUA
Molecule: messenger RNA, 2763 nt
Organism: Sus scrofa (pig)
Lineage: Eukaryota; Metazoa; Chordata; Mammalia; Artiodactyla; Suidae
Gene: C1H9orf85
Product: chromosome 1 C9orf85 homolog
Source: RefSeq, a predicted model, not a curated record